Molecule: messenger RNA, 2469 nt
Organism: Lingula anatina
Lineage: Eukaryota; Metazoa; Brachiopoda; Lingulata; Lingulida; Lingulidae
Source: RefSeq, a predicted model, not a curated record
GAGAACAGAAUAUUUUUCAUUUGAGGAGUUUGGCUGAGCCAGAGAACACAACAAACAAUCACUUGCGAUCCUUCGAAAAGCUUACAGGUAUUGUUAUCAGUGACUUCCGGAAUGCUGUUGUCAGGAAACGGUAAACUACAAUAUAGCUGAGAGGUCGGUCUAAGAUAUUCCAGGCGUGAUUUUCCAUAACAGAGAAAGUUAUCAAUAUGGCCAAAGAGCAGAUGCAUCCAGAGCAGUUUGGUGCUCUUCUUCACAGAAUAAUGAUGGAGACCGGUUCAUCACAGAAGAAGCUAGAAAUCUUGUUUUCUGCCAAAGGUUAUUAUAAUGCCAAUCAGGUUUCUUCUAUGCUCAAUGCAUUUGCAAUUCCAUCAGACAAAGUCAGAGCUAUGCAGAUCAUGGAACCUAGAUUGUGUCGUAUGACGUGUGACCAAGCAAGGGAAAUAAUUGCUUCUGCCAGUGUACACAAUGACAAACUCAUUCUAUUAGACUGUAUAAAAAGGGCAUUAGUGGACUGCCAAAGCAGAGUAGGCGUAGAAUAUAUCCUAAGUGCUUUUACUUAUGAAGGAGAUAAAAUGAGAGCAAUGUCAAUUUUAAACACAGUGAGGUCGGAUGUGGCAGAUGCUGUCCCGGCAGGAGGACACCAGGGGUAUGCAGCCCUGGGGGGACUGUAUACACAAGCCAGACCCCUGGUACCCCAGCUGUAUGGAAGCAUAGCACAACAGGUUCUAACUAUACCGGGCCAAGGAAAAAUAGAAAUCCCCCCUCAGGCAGAACCUGGUGUUGUGCCCUCGUUUUACACGGGUCACCCGUCCUACGCCUACCCUCCAGAUAAAUCAUACCAGGAGGUGAGAGGGUACCCAGGAACACAGGGGGUGGAACCCUUCACAUUUCAGACUGGCUACCCUGCAGGAGGACCACCUCUGGGUUACCAUGGGGGUGCACCCGCACCCACUGGGUUUCCGGGGUUGUCACCAACUGGAUAUUAGUGGGAAAUAAGAUUUGUGACUAAUGAAUUGAUGCGGGGCUGUUCAGGUUGUGUUCUACCACAAAAUUCCAGGGGCAGAUUGAGGCCAUCUUCUGGGUCUUCUGGAUUUUCAGCUUUACAUUGACGGAUAUACAUUUUUUCUGUUGGAAGAUGGUCAAAAAAGGAAGAUGGAUCAACAAAGAUAAUUUGGAAGACUGUCAGAAAAUAUCUCUGGAUCCGCCCCUGAAUUUCUGUUUUGCAAAUCUCAGUCUGGCUCUUGUAACCAAAAUUAUGAUGAUAAAGAUGAUGAAGAUGGCGAUGAUGCUCAGAGUUCUGCUGUAGAUGCAGAAUCAAGCACCUUACAGCAGUGUCUGCUCUUUCUUCAGUUUAAUCCCUUGACAGAACAUUGAUUAUCCCUGACUAACAUCCUUAUCAAAAUGAAUAUUUGGAAAAAUAAUUUUGCUGCAAAUGACAUAUUUUCUCGGCAGGCCACUUUAGGACAAUAUUCCAAACAUAGAAUAUUCAAACUCAGGUUUGGCUGCAUUGCACAUCUCUGGCUACUGGUGACUGGUACAUGUUACAUGGGAGUAUUAAAAUAAUUUUCAUGUAUCUCAAACCUGCAUGGUGCAUUGAUGGAUAGAUAAAUUAUUAUUUAUACAGAAAAAAUAUAUGUAUAUAAAGCAAAAUCAAGAGAUAUAUUUGAAAUUCAUGCAAGACAUUCUAGUUAAUUUUAAAUAAAAUCUGUAUUUUUGGUACAUUUUUAUUUUGAAUGUAAUACACAAAGGGCUGGAUAAUUUGCAAUUAUGCAGCCCUUAUUAAAAUUUUAAAGCUCUCUAUCAUCCAACUACAGAGUAGUUUUUUUUUUUUGUUUGUUUGUUAGCCCAGUAAUUUGACGUGUAUGUUAACGUGGGUAAGAAUGUUAAAAAAAUUGUUUAAAAAAAAUCAUGGAUAAAUUAAAGAUUUGUUGUCACCUUGUGUUACAAAGUACUGGAAACCCACCUCAAUCUAUUUUUAGCAUAAAACAGAGAGGAUGCUGGGUGGAGGCAAGUUACCUUUUCCGUUCUGAUACUUGGGGUACAAUUUUCAUACAUUUCAAUAAAAAAAUUGAUGAAAAUCGUGAGUUAGUGAUCCAUUCAUGUUCAGUGUAGAGGGAGCUGCAUAUAUAGUUAAGGGCCAUGCUGGGUACAAUUUUAUUUUAUUAAGAGAUUGAAUAAGAUGAAAGUUGUAGAAAGCACCAGUCCUUCAGAUUGAUAAAUGUAGCAUGGACACAAGUAAACUUUGUAUUCUCAAAGGUUUACAACUUACAUUUUCUUGUUAGAGUAAUUUUUCAUGUGAGAACAAUUUUUCUAUCAAUUGGUACAGCGAUUACAAAAUUUAAUUGAUAAAGUGACCAAAGGGAUAUUAUCAUGCAAACAACUGCUUUAAUUAGAACUUGUUGUAAAAGCUCGUGUGUUGUUUUUUAUGUACCGAGUUGUGUAAAUAAGCUUUUAUGUGAAUGAUCUAAC